This is a messenger RNA of Oncorhynchus tshawytscha (Chinook salmon), 3339 nucleotides long. RefSeq names its product mitofusin-1. Bases 253 to 2499 code for a protein of 748 amino acids. The record is from RefSeq and is a predicted model, not a curated record. Gene Ontology annotation, biological process: mitochondrial fusion; mitochondrion localization. Gene Ontology annotation, cellular component: mitochondrial outer membrane. The transcript is spliced from 18 exons. Gene Ontology annotation, molecular function: GTPase activity; GTP binding. NCBI's taxonomy places the organism in Eukaryota, Metazoa, Chordata, Actinopteri, Salmoniformes, Salmonidae.
GGUUGUCAACAUUUUAUUUGCCAUUGAUUGGUCACACAUCAACGCGUUGAUCUAUAGCCCCGCCCCUUUGCCCUGGCUGAGAGGAGCUGCUGCUGUCUGAGACACGAAUAACAGAUGAAAGGUUAGCUGGGGACCUUAAUAACUUUACCAAAUAUUGACCAUUCAUUUUCGGCAAGAGGAUUUACCCCUGUCUGUGGUAUGAAAAGGUAACUUUGGUCAUCUCGCCUGAAGUUGUGGUCAGAAAGCUGAAGCAUGGAUUCAGCUCAGGGGAAUUUCUCUCCACUCAAACGCUUUGUAGUGGCCAAAAAGAAGAUCGGUGAUGUGUUUGAGCAACUGCUGGAGUAUGUGAAGGAAGGCUCAGCAUUUGUAGAAGAAACGUGUCAGAAUGAAGCCUUGGAGAACAUUGCAAGUCGUGACCAACAGGAGGAGAUUCAGGCGUAUGCUGGCAAACUGCAAACUAUCAAAGAUGUGCUUGCACGCAGACACAUGAAGGUGGCCUUCUUUGGCAGGACGAGUAAUGGGAAGAGUACAGUGGUCAAUGCCAUGCUGAGGGACCGGGUGCUGCCCAGUGGCAUGGGUCACACCACCAACUGCUUCCUGAGUGUGGAGGGCACGGACGCGAACCACGCCUACCUCAAGACCGAGGGCUCCGAGGAGGAGAAGAGCAUCAAGACUGUGAACCAGCUGGGUCACGCUCUGCACAUGGACGAGAGUCUGGACGCAGGCUGCCUGGUCCGAAUAUUUUGGCCCAAGACCAAGUGUGCCCUGCUCAGAGACGAUCUGGUUCUCGUAGACAGCCCUGGGACAGAUGUUACGACACAGCUGGACAGCUGGAUCGACAAUUUCUGCCUGGACGCCGAUGUCUUCGUGCUGGUGGCAAACUCAGAAUCAACCCUCAUGAACACGGAGAAGCAUUUCUUCCACAAGGUGAACGAGAAACUCUCCAAACCUAACAUCUUCAUCCUCAACAACCGCUGGGAUGCCUCGGCCAGCGAGCCAGAGUACAUGGAGGAUGUGCGGAAGCAGCACACGGACCGCUGUGUCAACUUCCUGGUGGAUGAGCUGAAGGUAAUGGACCGGGAGCAGGCGCCCAACCGCAUCUUUUUUGUGUCGGCCAAAGAGGUGCUCAACUCCCGCAUGCAGCGAGCUCAGGGUAUGCCAGAGUCCGGUGGAGCUUUAGCAGAAGGCUUCCACGAGAGGCUCAAGGAGUUCCAGAGUUUCGAGAGGACAUUUGAGGAGUGUAUCUCGCAGUCAGCAGUGAAAACAAAGUUUGAGCAGCACACUAUAAGGGCCAAGCAGAUCACUGAAACGGUCAAAGCCAUCAUGGAUGCCAUCAACAUCGAGGCGGCAGAGAAGAGAGUGGCCUCAUUGGAGGACCGUGAAUACCAGAUGGAUCGUCUGGAGUUUGUGAAGAACCAGCUCAGCCUGCUCAUAGAGGACAUCAAGAUGAAGAUCAAGGCCAUUACAGAAGAGGUGGAGAGCAAGGUGUCUAGCGCCAUGGGCGAAGAGAUCUGUCGUCUCAACGUGCUAAUUGAGGAGUUCCACUCGGACUUCCAACCCUCGCCCCACGUCCUCAAGCUCUACAAAUCAGAUCUACUGAGCCAUAUUGAAGAGGGCAUGGGCAAAAACCUGGCCUUCCGCUGCUCCAAUGCCGUCAACGCCUCCCUGCAGUCCUCCCAGAGAGACAUGAUCGAGAGUAUGCAGCCUCUGCUGCCCCCUGCUGUUCAGAGCCAGAUACAAACGCUUGUGCCAAGCCGCAAAUUUGACCUGAGCUACAACCUGAACUGCGCCACGCUCUGCUCAGACUUCCAGGAGAACAUUGAGUUCCAGUUCUCAAUGGGCUGGACGGCACUGGUCAACCGCUUCCUGGGGCCUACCAAUGCAAAGCGGGCCCUCAUGCUGGUCGACAGGAACUUCCAAGUAACGCAGAUGACACACUCCCUGUCCACCACGCCCUCCAGUGGCCCCUCCAGUGUGGCGGUAGCACAUCCCCAGGACGCCGCGCUCUCCCAUGAGGAGCUGAUGAUGUCCAUGGCCACCAACCUGGCCUCCCUCACCUCCCGCACCUCCAUGACUGUGGUCAUCGUUGGAGGAGUGGUGUGCCGGACGGUGGGCUGGCGGCUCAUAGCCCUGUCGGCCUCCAUGUACGGCCUGCUCUACUUGUGGGAGAAGCUCACAUGGACCACCAAGGCCAAGGAGCAUGCGCUCAAGCGCCAGUUUGUGGACUACGCCACAGAGAAACUACAACUCAUUGUCCGCUUCACCAGUGCCAACUGUAGCCACCAGGUCCAGCAGGAGAUGGCCACGACCUUUGCGAGGUUGUGUCAGCAGGUGGACCUGACACAGAGGGAGCUGGAGGGAGAGAUCAGCCGACUGACCGCUAAGGUCCAGACUCUGGAGACCGUCCAGAGCCACUCCAAGACCCUCCGGCACAAAGCCACAGAGUUUGAGAGGCAAUUGGAGGCUUUUACAGACCAGUAUCUGAAUCCCCAUAAAUGAUGGACUGGGUUUCUUUCUCUGGCUCUACUGGCUCCCCUAGCGACUCAGUCCUAGCAAAUGGAAUUGACUCUCCUCCCCUCUCCACUCAGAGAAAAUAGGUCCACCCUCGACAAUAUUGCUCCCGGGAUUCCCCCACCUCCGAACAGAUGUUUCUCUAAGAGAUUUGUUGAAGUGUGUCCAGUCUUCCACACACUUUAGAAAAGGACUUUGCAGAGAACAAACUGCCCAUUAGUUCAACAAACCAAACUGCCUGUAACACAAAUACAAACUCUGUGUAACUGUGUGAAUCAGUCGUGUGAAUACAGUUCCGAAGGUCAGGACAUAAACUCUGGUUGGCAUGAGAUUGAAGGUUGGGUGCUGUAGCCUGUACAUUGACACUACUGCUCUUAGAACUGUGAAUAUGCCUUUCACUAACUCCUGAAGUGUGUGUGUGUGUGUGUGUGUGUGUGUGUGUGUGUGUGUGUGUGUGUGUGUGUGUGUGUGUAGAAAAAUGUAGGCAUGUGAUUUUCAUUCAGAUCUGAAUUUGUUCUGGUUUACACCAUUGUAAAAAAAUUAAAAUAGAAUUGUGUGUGUGUGUUUUUUGUGAAGGACCUACAUAAAUUCAGAGGAAAUCCAUUUGAAUUCAGAAAAAAACAAUCAAAAUUACUAACGUCCGGCUGAUAGUGUUUUGAUAAAUAGAAGCAUUGUAUAACUUCCUCUGCCGUUUCAACUAAUUUGACAUGUCAUGAGAAUACAUUUGAACAAUCUCCACUUUGUAAAAAAGUGUUUUCCUUUCAUGAUGAAUUUGAAUUGAAAUGCAUCCUGAUUUACCUGAAUCUAUUAAAAUAAUAUUCUAUGUCA